UAUAAAUACACUCAGGCUGUAACCUAUAUAUCUAUAUAGGCAGACGCUAAGCAUUUCAGAGCAAGGCAAGUACUUUGACCAGACCCUUCGGACUGCACUUCGUCGCUUGACUGCUAUCGUUAUGGGGACUGCAAUGCAAACACUUCAUCACGUCAAGCUAAGGAUAAAGGCAUCCGGUGUGCUCGUGGAGGCUAUCGGGUCACAUGAGCCCCUUGUCAUCUACACUGGCAAGGAGUCCCUGUUGGCUAAAUAUCGAAGCUUCUUUGGCGAGCGUUCAAACAUCAUGACAAAGGCGCCCGUGGAGGAUGGGAGCGAUGAGAGUCACUUCAGCUCAACAGAGGAGCUGGUGCAGUACCUGGACAACAUUCGCAGCGGCGCUACUAUCUUUGACUCUGAGGCGGAGUUCAACAUGACCUUCCCGCCUCCUCCUUGUAAACUCGUCGGCUGGACUGGAGGACCCGAGGGGUGCCGCAUUUACACGUUCUCUGUAGAGCUUUGUGAUUUCAUUGGUGAUGCACAGGCGCGGACGGUGCACGCGCCUCUGGCGUCCCAUGACAAACCGCUCGGGGCAACGCGGUUCCAGGCCACGGCAACCGUGAUGGUAUCGGACCUGACUAACACCCUGAGCAUGGGGCCCUCUGCACUGAGUGGCGGUAGCCAUGUCCACAGCGCUUACCGGGGGGGUGGCGCGACACAGGAUAUGGACUACCUGCUUGUCGCCUUGGGUGUUGAGGUGGGCGGGGUGUCCUCGUCGGAUCUUCAGUCGGCGGGUUCGGUCAUAACGGAGGCCAAGAGCCGGCUCGUCAACAGGGCAUUCGAGCGCUACGUGCCGCCCAUGGGCGAUGGGCGUGGGCCCGCACGCAUCAAGGACUACAACCCUAGCGAGACCAGGGGGAAAGGUUCCGUCAACUCCAGCAAGCCUGGGCGCUUCAGGCAACUGUCGAACAAGGACCGAGAGUACGCAGGGCUGUUCGACACCAUCAUGGUAGCUUGCUCAGGCAUGGCGCAGAAGGAGAUGCUCAUGUCAGGGUCAAGCUACCCUCACGAGCUGGCGAAGAAGUACGGUGUGCAUCAGACGCACUACAAAAAGAAAGUGCUCCCGAAGCUGGCCGCCGACGACAAGGAAAGGAGAAAGCUUAUCCCGGAUCGGGUGACCGGCCCAAAGAUGCUGCUGCGGGACAUGCGCAACAAGCCCGCAGAGAUGUACAGCUCUGCGACGAGGAAGGAGAUCGAACCCGCGAAGCUCGCCAGCAAGAUUGCAGCGGCGAAGGUCCGUAUCGCGGCGUGGGAAGAGCGGUGGCUGGCGGCCUUGCAGCGUGCUCACGAGGUGAUGGUGAAGUACCGUUACGAGUACGACCCGCUGCUGGAGGGCGAGCUCAAGGCGGCCUUGGAGGAGUACGAAGAGGACGGUGAGGAGCUACGGAUCCAUCUCCAGGUCGGGCUGGCCGACAGCUUCUACCGUGCGAUCCAGGUGCUCGAGUCCGCGGGGGUGAAGGUGGACGAAGACACGAAGCGCCAUUACCCCAAGUGGUCCACGGAGGACCAGGAGGGGCGGCAGCAGCAGGAGGGGCACAGGGAGCGGCAGGAGUGGCGGCAGGAGCUGCGGCAGGAGCUGCGGCAGGAGCAGGAUGGGCGCAGGGAGCGGCGUGAGCGCGAGCAGCAGCAGCAGGAGGAGCGCAGGGAUCGGCAGGGGCGCGCUGGGGGUGGUGGGGGGCUGGGCAGGAUUGCCGAGGUCGAGGAGGAUUUGGAUGAGGAGGAGGAGGCUGUCGGGAAGGGGACUGGUGGAGUGCUGGGUGACCGGCAGACCCCCUUGCCCGAGAUUAGCGAGAGUGGCAGUAGCCAGGAUGGGGGGAAGGAUCAGAAGCGACCAAACAGCAAGAACGCCUCGGUUAGCAAGGUAAAACGCGUAAAGGGGGCUGUGGGAGGAGGGUCUCGGGGCGGAAAAGAGAACGCCCGUGGCAAGUCGGACCACGGUUCGAAGAGGCGGCGGAGGUAGUUCGGCAUUUUUGCAGUAGGGGCUGAUCUAUAUCAAACCUCCUAACAUGAUGUAUGGUGCGUGGCCUGUGGUUUUCAUGCAUCCAUGCGCUGCUGUGUUGCUUGCUUGGGUGAUCUUAGCGGGUUGAGCUUGGUAUUUACAAUGACCAUCGACUGCGGCCGUACGUGUAUGACAGAAGCAGGGCAGGUACUUUAUUAAACGGAUGGACGCGAACUAGAACAGGUAUUAGUGGCAGUUACGUGUGGCUAUUGCGUUGGUGUGGCUAUUGCGGCAUGAGCAGUGUUGGGAGCGACGUGAUGUGCUUGGAAAGCGUAUCACAAUUGAGUUGCGACACUUGAGGCGCUGUUGAGUUUGGUUGACCGGUUAUUGAGUCCGCUAUUGAGGCGUACGUUUGAGCAACGGUUGAGUUUGGUUGACCCGUUAUUGAGUACGAUAAUGAGGCGUUCGUUUGAGCUACAGUUGAGUUUGGUUGACCGGUUAUUGAGUACGAUGUUGAGGAGUCCUAUUGAGCGAGGGUUCAAUUUGGUUGACCCGUAAUUGAGUCUGCUAUU
Molecule: messenger RNA, 2547 nt
Organism: Astrephomene gubernaculifera
Lineage: Eukaryota; Viridiplantae; Chlorophyta; Chlorophyceae; Chlamydomonadales; Astrephomenaceae
Source: the annotation of a GenBank genome assembly